GCAAUGCGUAAUCGUGUGCCGGAUAGCUGGACCAGGCGUAUCAUGUGUCGUACACAAUAGAAAUAAGUUCAAGUUCCUCGAGUAAUGUUGGGAAGUAGAAUCAUAAACCACCGACAGCAUGUUGGACUCCAGAAACUCCUGGCACUGGCAGGAGUCUCACAUUCCUUAUUGGGCCCCUAUAAAAAGUACAAGUUUAUCCAAGAUGACGAAAGUGGGGACUCUGCGCUAGUGUGCUCCUGUUUUCGCAUCAUUGAGACCCUGGAGCUGACCUGUGCAGUGGGUCAGCUGGUUUAUGAGACUAUUCAAGCACACCAGAAGGUCUACCAUACAGGGUCGGGAUGCCUGUUGUUUCUAGCUGGAGCCUGGAGCCGCGCUGCCCUGGAAUGUCUUCAGAGAGGAAUUUCAGUAGCACACAUAGUCUCAGCUAUGUCGGAAGGGAUGGAUGUCUGUCUGGAUGCUUGCAGGAAAUGUGCCGUUUCAAUUGAGGGUCUGGGUGUGACGCCAUUAGAAAGGUUUGCUGUCCAGCUGCCUGAGGAACCCAUCGCAGAUUCAUCACGUGCAUUGUGCAGUGUGCAGGGGACAAUAAAGGAGACUCUAAAGGUCAGUGAACAGAGAAAAAUAAAACUCAGCAGACAUUUUUGUGAGACAAAGACUGAAAAUGUCUCCACAGUACUGCUGCAGUCUCCUCAGCCCAAGCUUCUUGACAUUGUACACGUCGCUGAGGGAUUGAGCCAUGGCUGUGAUGAUGCAAUGAAAUUAGUUGUCAAAGCCGGUGAGAUGCAGUCAAAAAGUAAUCAAGAAGAAGUGAGUUAUUCCGUGUUUGACAUUAGUAAAGUGGUGACUUGUGUGCUCCCUGGUCUACCAGAGGACCAUGCCUGCGUUGUAGUUGGCUGCGUUGUUCUCUUAUCUGCUGAACAGGCUUCAGUCGCUCAUCAAUUAAAAGAACAGCACCUGAAGGUGGUUCUUCUUAAUGGAGAUUUAUCACACACGUAUCGCCAUCUUGGCUUUAACAGGCCGGCAGGUAUCCACCGUGUGAGCAAUCAGACGGAGCUGUCGAGCUCGAGCAAAGAGGAUGAAUGGGUGGAACAGAUCGUGACACAUCUGCUGAACCUGGAAGUGAACCUGAUACUGAUCAAUGGGCACGCUUGUGAAAAAGUGAUUCAGCGCUGUUGUAGGCAUCGUGUACUUGUAGUGGAAAAUGUGAAGGGUUCAGUUUUGAAGACGUUUGCUAAUUUGACUGGAGUCGUUCCUCUGACGUAUGCUACGCAGUUGAGCAAGCACAAUGUCGGCACGGGGGUGAAGAUUGCAAUAUGGAAGGACCUCAGCAGCCGUGAUUGGAAGUCUUUAGCUGUGAAUAUCUCAACCGUCAGAAACAGCGGGCUGGUCACGGUGAUCCUUACAAGCUGUAUACACGGAAAGCUGCAGGCCCUGGAGGACCAGUUUUGGGCCUGUGCUUAUCGCUUACACUAUGCACUAAAGGACAGAGCCCUCCUACCGGGGGCUGGUGGGACAGAAAUGUUUUGUAUUCAUCGCCUACAGAAGCGAGCGGAGUAUCAUGUGAUGCAUCAUAGAGAAAAGCCCGGUGAGACAGACUCUAACCGUUACAGGAGUGUAGUGUUGGACCUCAUGGCAGAAGGUUUGAUAGAUUACAGAUCCACUGUAAUGGUUAACACCGGAAGAAUGGCAAAAGUCAAAGCUAGGACUGCGGUGAGCCAACAACUGCAGGACUAUAACAGGCAUCCGGACAAUCCUGCAGAGUCUCCACAGCUUUUGUUGGACACUGAAAAAGAGGAGCGUGAAGUUUUCACAGCACCGAAACCCUGUGAAGCGCGAGCAGUGGAAAUCUAUGAUAAUCUGAGUGUGAAGCAGGAAGCAUGGAGGAAAGCCUUAGAUCUUGUCCUCUUGGUGUUACAGACUGAUGCAGAGAUCAUCACGGGCAUAGACCAAAAAACUGAGAUUACGCACGAAAAUCUCGCGUUCUUAUGAUCUUCAAGCAGAAUGUUUCACCGUACAACGCAAACUGAUUUUACUUUUCUUCCUAAAUACAAAGUGAUUUGUGACAUGAGCUGAAAAUAAUCCACAGUCAGGGACAUUUUUUUGGCAAUCUUUAUUACUCGGUUUCUACCACAAGGGGGAGACAUCUUCAUUGGUUCUUUCAUGUAACGCAGGGCUCUUCAACUCCAGGCCUCGAGGUCUGGUGUC
Archocentrus centrarchus (flier cichlid) is the source of this 2202-nucleotide messenger RNA. It is a transcript of the gene bbs12, whose product is annotated as Bardet-Biedl syndrome 12. The record is from RefSeq and is a predicted model, not a curated record. The coding region runs from base 85 to 1986 and encodes 633 amino acids. NCBI's taxonomy places the organism in Eukaryota, Metazoa, Chordata, Actinopteri, Cichliformes, Cichlidae. Gene Ontology annotation, biological process: chaperone-mediated protein complex assembly; photoreceptor cell maintenance. Gene Ontology annotation, molecular function: ATP binding. The transcript has 2 exons.